This is a messenger RNA of Solea solea (common sole), 1917 nucleotides long. RefSeq names its product zinc finger DHHC-type palmitoyltransferase 22 (gene zdhhc22). Gene Ontology annotation, molecular function: palmitoyltransferase activity. The record is from RefSeq and is a predicted model, not a curated record. The coding region runs from base 112 to 945 and encodes 277 amino acids. Lineage: Eukaryota; Metazoa; Chordata; Actinopteri; Pleuronectiformes; Soleidae. The transcript is spliced from 3 exons. Gene Ontology annotation, biological process: protein palmitoylation. Gene Ontology annotation, cellular component: Golgi apparatus.
GUGCAUUUGAAUGAAGGUGCUGCUGAGCUCUGAGCCGAGGCUCCGUGGUGCUGAAAGGACAGCUCCUCUUCUCUCUGGACCGCGCAGAUUCUUCUUCACUAUCACGCAGACAUGUUCACCAGGAUGUUAAAACUGCGGCUCCUCAACGCUGUAGCACCUGCCUACUUCUUCACAGCUACUGCGGUCACCUUCAUCUUACACUUCUGCUUCUUCAUCCCAACGUUGUUCCCAAACCCUGACACGUCACCGGGGGGUUCGACGACUCUUCACACGGUGGUUUUUCUGUUCUUGAUGUUCAAUGCGCUGGGGAAUUACAUAAUGACUAUCAAAUAUCCUGCUGAAAGUGCCAAUGAGACGGGGGUGCCGGUGUGCUCCCCGCACUGCUCAGACAUGGUGGACGCUCACUACCUCCUGAACGGUCGUCACUUCUGCAAGUUGUGUAAGAAAGUCAUUCUCAAGCGGGACCACCACUGCUUUUUCACGGGGAACUGCAUCGGCAACAAAAACAUGCGCUACUUCAUCAUGUUCUGCAUCUACACGUCGUGCACGUGUUUGUACUCUUUGGUUCUUGGCGUGGCCUUCCUCACAGUGGAGUACUCCCUCUCCUUUGAGAACCCACUCACCUUCCUGACUCUUCUCCCCUUCUCCACAGGCUACUUCUUCAUGGGAACAAUCUCAGGCUUGCAGCUGUUUGUCGUGCUGAUGCUGUACGUGUGGCUGGGCAUCGGCCUGGUCUGUGCAGGGUUCUGCUGCCAGCAGGUCCUGCUGGUGGCCCGGGGACAGACCUGGUGUCAGAAGCAGAGAGGGCAGCUUGUGGACAAUCACAGCCCCUGGCGAAACAACCUCAUGGACGUCUUUGGCACGCGCUGGAUCCUCGGCCUCAUCCUGCCCGUACAGACUGUGGAGACGUGCACGGAUGAGAUUGACGCACAGAAACAAGACUGAGUGGAAAAGCACAACAUCAUAUCCACAUACUCCCAAAUGCUUCCCAUAAGGUUAUCAUUUUAAAAUGGAUGCUUUAUGACUUUGCAAUAUUUAGCUUUUAGUAUAUACAUUCCUUUAAUGAUAGGAGCCAUAUAACAAUGUGAAAAAGCAUAGUAUAUAUAUAGGUGUAUCUUUUACGUAGGUUCUUAUAAAGCAGUAUUAAGAAAAUGUUGACGUAAACAUGCAGUUGCUUACAUGAAAUUACAGGGAUGUUUGGGUUUAGGUUUGUAUUAUGCCACUGGUCUGUUCUGAGAUAAUCAGUCAAAAUGUGUUGAGGUUUUUAUGACAAUGAAUCACUUAACGUUAAGGGCUAGCACACAGAAAAACACUAUUUGUUACAUAAGGCUUGAACCUGGUGUUUUCUACUCACGGGAACGUGACUCACAGUCUGAUGAAGCUACAGUGAUGUGUUCCAUUGUAAGAAUAGAUAGGGGGGAAAAGUGAAACUGAUUACCAUAGUAAUAUCCAGGGUAUUAGUCACAACGUGCCAUAAAAUCCUAUCAUACAUGACCCCAAAGAUGAGUUCACUACUGUAUACUGCUAAUGAUGCCGUCUGUUGUAUAACAAUAAUAAGGACUUUUCUAGGGCUGCUAAUCCAUUUUAAUAACCAACUGUUUUGAGCGUUUUUUUUCUUUUUAAAUAAUUAAUACAAGCUCUUAAAUGUGAAUAUUUUCUAUGUCUAUUAGUGCCAAUGUCAUGAUAAAACAUCAUCAUUUCAAGGUUUGAGAAACAGAUCGACAUUUUCUUUAACAUUUUCUGGACCAAACAACUAAUCAAUUUAUUAGGAAGAUAAUAAUCGAUUACGAACAUAAUCAUUAGUUGCAGCCCUAGACUUUCCAGUGUUAUACUGUGGCUACAGCUGUGGACAUGUUCAAUAAUGUUUUCGAUAUCAAUAAGUACACUUUCUAGAGCUAUUUUGUCUACUAUUACACC